CCGGCUCUGCGGCCGCCGCCCGCGGUCGGAAGAACCUGAGGCGCGGCGGGUCCGCGACGAGCUCGGACCGAGUGGGGCGCGAGAGCCCGCGUGCCGAGAGCGAGCGCUCAGGGCUUCGGUCUCCGUCCUCAGCCUCCCCUUCCCGGCUGGUCUCCGCUCUCCAGCGCCGGGACGCGGGAGAGCCCGGCGCGCGGCGGGGGCGCGAGGUGGAGCUGGCGGGGGCGGCCAAUGCGAAACUGGCUGGUGCUGCUGUGCCCGUGUGUGCUCGGGGCCGCGCUGCACCUCUGGCUGCGGCUGCGCUCCCCGCCGCCCGCCCGCGCCUCCGGGGACGGCCUCGCAGAUCAGUUGACCUCAUUUCCUCAGUGGAAAUCUGAUCAUUAUGAUGUGGUAGUUGGAGUGUUGUCAGCACGCAAUAAUCAUGAACUUCGAAAUGUGAUAAGAAGCACUUGGCUGAAGCAUCUAACACAACAUCCCAUAUUAAGUAAACGUGUGCUUGUGAAGUUCAUCAUAGGUGCUCAUGGCUGUGAAGUGCCGGUGGAGGACAGGGAAGACCCUUAUUCUUGCAGACUGCUCAACAUCACGAAUCCAGUCUUGAAUCAGGAAAUUGAAGCAUUCAGCCUUUCUGAAGAUACGUCAUCAGGGCUGUCAGAGGACCAAGUUGUCAGUGUGAGCUUCCGAGUUCUCUAUCCAAUUGUCAUUACCAGUCUGGGAGUGUUUUCUGAUGCCAGUAAUGCGGGUUUCCAGAGGAACAUCACCGUCAAGCUUUAUCAGGCGGAACAGGAGGAAGCCCUCUUUGUUGCUCGUUUUAGUCCUCCGAGCUGUGGUGUGCAGGUGAACAAGCUGUGGUACAAGCCUGUGGAGCAGUUCAUCUUACCAGAGAGCUUUGAAGGUACCAUUGUGUGGGAGAGCCAAGAUCUCCAAGGCCUGCCAGCAAGAAAUCUCCACAAAGUGACAGUCAAUGACGGAGGGGGAGUCCUGAGAGUCGUUACUGCUGGAGAGGGUGCUUUGCCUCAUGAGUUCAUGGAAGGCGUGGAGGGAGUUGCAGGUGGUUUUAUUUAUACUAUUCAGGAAGGUGAUGCUCUCUUACAAAAUCUUCAUUCUCGCCCUCAAAGACUUAGUGAUCACAUAAGGAAUCUUCACGAGGAAGAUGCCGCACUGAAGGAGGAAAGCAGCAUCUAUGAUGACAUUGUUUUUGUGGAUGUCAUUGACACUUACCGGAAUGUCCCUGCAAAAUUACUGAACUUCUAUCGAUGGACUGUGGAAACAGCCAGCUUUGAUUUAUUGCUAAAGACCGAUGACGACUGUUAUAUUGACAUAGAAGCUAUAUUUAAUAGAAUUGCCCACAGGAAUCUAGAUGGGCCGAACUUUUGGUGGGGAAAUUUCAGGUUGAACUGGGCUGUUGACCGAACUGGGAAGUGGCAGGAGCUGGAGUACCCUAGUCCUGCUUACCCGGCCUUUGCGUGUGGGUCCGGUUAUGUGAUCUCCAGGGACAUCGUCUACUGGCUGGCCAGAAACUCAGGGAGAUUAAAGACCUAUCAGGGUGAAGAUGUUAGUAUGGGCAUUUGGAUGGCAGCCAUAGGACCUAAGAGGUACCAGGACAGCCUCUGGCUGUGUGAGAAGACUUGUGAAACAGGAAUGUUGUCUUCGCCUCAGUAUUCUCCACAGGAACUAACAGAACUGUGGAAACUGAAGGAAUCCUGUGGCGAUCCUUGGCUGAGGGCUGACUCCUGGUUCUGUGUUCAGAGAUCACCCUGGGCAGUACUCAGGAGGCCCUGUGUGGUGUUGGGGAUUGAACCCAGUUUGGGUGCAUACAAGUUUUAUUCAAAAAAAACUACCUUGCCGUUUGGACCCUGCUGUGGAGCGAGCAUGAUGGAAGAGCCCAAGGAAGCGCCCUUGGACUCCAAGCAGCCCACUGAACUAAUUCCGGCAUGGGACCAGAGACCCCACGGUGCGCUGAAACAGUAGGAACCGGGCAUCCCCCAAUUCUUUUAACCUCUCUCUCUCUCAACUCCUCCCUCCUGAGCACAGCGCAGGAUCCGCAGUUUUCCUGAGCACAAAAUGGAGACGCCGAGCCUCUCUCUAGGCUUCUCCAUCUUAUGAGCACCAUAAAAGGGUAAAAGUUUGUAGUGAUGUUAUUUCUGGUUGUACUUUCCCUGGACUUUAUACAGAAACCCAAAACCGCGCGGCUGCUUCCGCGGCCGCGCAACCUAAUGUCAUCUUAGCAUCAGCAAUAUGUAAUAUGUCCCUUUUUAAUGGGUCGGACUUUUGUGGGAGAUCCUAACAAGAAUAGUAAGUCUGUUGCUGAAAUAUUGAAGGCAAUCAAAGUGGUAGCCAUCUCUCUAGACUGAACUAAGCUAUAUCCCCACGCCGGCUGAGAAGAAAUUUUCUUCUUUCUCGGGAAGAAACGCGGCGUGUCGUCAACUACAGUGUGAUGUCCAUUAAGCAAACAGACCUGGUGGCGUGGGAAUGGGAUAUAAGGGGAAAAAUUAUGUACAUGGAACAGUGGGACGCUGGUGGAAUCUCGAGCCGGAGCCGAUACCAGCGCAAGACCUUCGGUUCCAGAAACUGCUUGCAGACACUCUACUAGUCUAUCAACUAAGCCAGAGCCCCACGCCUGCCGAUGACGGGAAAUAACCAUCCUUUUCGGUUUUUUUUCCCUUGUCAGGCAGCGUGGCGAUUACUAAACAGGCGUGAACUCUGUGGCGCGGGGCAAGGGGGAAAAAGAAAAGUUAUGUAACUAACAGCGGGACUUAAUAUGUCUAUAUUCUUAGCAGUGGAGAACUAUUAAAUGCCUCCUUGGCAAUAGGACUGCUUUCCUUUUUUGGGGGAAACCCCAACAACGGUAGUGAGUUGUGUGUUGAAACAUGGAAUGUAAUCGAGAUAAGGCAUAAAUGAAG
This is a messenger RNA of Sorex araneus (European shrew), 2897 nucleotides long. RefSeq names its product beta-1,3-N-acetylgalactosaminyltransferase 2 (gene B3GALNT2). Gene Ontology annotation, molecular function: hexosyltransferase activity. The record is from RefSeq and is a predicted model, not a curated record. The transcript has 14 exons. The coding region runs from base 229 to 1965 and encodes 578 amino acids. Gene Ontology annotation, cellular component: membrane. Lineage: Eukaryota; Metazoa; Chordata; Mammalia; Eulipotyphla; Soricidae.